This is a messenger RNA of Diatraea saccharalis (sugarcane borer), 603 nucleotides long. The record is from the annotation of a GenBank genome assembly. Lineage: Eukaryota; Metazoa; Arthropoda; Insecta; Lepidoptera; Crambidae.
AUGAAACUCAAUAGUUUAAAGCUGUAUUUCACAUCGUCCCUCGGCUGUGUCACCACCGCCGCUGUAUUAAAAACUCCGUGUUCCGUCAAGAAAACUCCUCCUGAAGUUUUUGAGCUCACUUGCGUUUGUACUGAGGACUUGUGUAACGCUCCUUUCACGACAGAAAUACAAAAGCAGUUAUACAAUUUCACUUCGUCCAACAUCACUAUUAAUUCAACCGACUAUACAGACGCUUUUCUCAAAUUCGGCAACCUGACUAAGAAUGAUUAUAAAACUAUGACAGUUCCUGUGUUAAUAAAAAAUUCAGGAGGUUCAAAGUCUACUAUCAAUGCAAGUAUGGUUAAGGCGCACACAACGAUAGCACAUCCUGUAGAGGUAAACAUGCCUCGUUCGGAGGCUUUGAAACGAGAUGCUACAGCCCCUUCAGAUGACGACGAGGAUGAGACUGAAGGCAGCGGUUCCUACGAGGAAACUAGGAUUUUGAGACAGCCAGCAGCAGACCCCGCUAACCCGAGCUCUUACUUACCGGCGGAGAAAAACAAAGCAUCACACAUAAAUAUCAGUUUCUUGACAUUACCACCAAUUUUUUAUUUUAUAGCGUAA